UCAAACUUAGUGAACACAAAUACAGAAGCACAUUCAAAAUAGUUGACAGUUUGACAACAGAUGAAGGCAGAUGGAAUUUAUGAGGCGACACUAGUUAACUUUUUGAAGUUCAUCUCUAUAAUAUGAAUACGAAAAUUCACAAAAUAAUGAUAAAAUCAUGUACUACGUGAAAAAAACCUUACGAGAGAAAAAUGUUCAAGAUCGCGUGGAACGUUCUAAAUUGGAAGUGGAAUUGAAACUAAUCGAGAAACAUAAAAGGAGCGAAUUGAGAAUGCACGAGAGCGAAGCUCAGAAAAUAAGGACAAAAUAUUCCAAAUUGGGGAUUUUUUCCGCUUCUUUCUCAGAGGCUGCUGGAGUUAAAAUGUAUGAAACACACAACCCUGGUUUCUGCUACAAGAGAAAUGGGGCACACAAAAUUCCGCCUUCAUUUUCUACGACUCCUGUUCUAGACUUCCAGCAACUUAGAAGCCUUGUAUUCACCAAUGACGACUUGGACAUGGAGAAGCUCUUGUGUCUGCACAUGCUGUCCAUACAUAAAACGGAGUCUCUGGCAAUGCCAAAUGUCAAAAUUGCGAAAGACAUACCCAAAGAGAACACGCCAAUGGAAAGACUGAUUCAAAGAUCGAAAAAGAUGAGCAAAGAAAAAAAAGAUCACGAAAUUCUAAAUAUACUGCCAAUUUACGUAAUUGAUAUCGGUCAAAACCAAAGCUGCACGACCAUUGGUUCCGUUUCCAGAGAAGAGAACGAAGAACAAUUAUUCAGGGAUGCGAGAAUGACCUCCAAACUUGUUAUCAACGUAAAGGUCCAGGAAAUACUCGCAUCAGCACUAACGGCUCUAAAAGCUUCAAAUGGCAAUAAAUGGAAACAAUUAGUGGAAAAUUGCCAAAAUGUCACAUACCUGAAGAAGAUAUUCAAUAAGCCUGCCAUGCAAGAAUUCUUGAAAAUGUUAAAAACCUACUCACUUAUCACAAGUUGCGAAUCUUACUUUUUAACACCAAAGAUCAAACAGCAGCCGGUAGCUGUCGAUGUCCGAACCGUUUUUGGGAACUUGGAGUCGCUAUUGCAUCAAAUUAGGAGGCACAUUCUUCAGGUGCCCUCCAAGACGAAGAACGAAUGGAGGUCGCUCUGCGAACUUGACGAGGACAUACUUCACGAUUGUUUAAUUUCUUCAACAUCCCAGCAACUGGCCACCUACGACAUUGUCAACAAAUUCGCCCAUUUCAAAAAAUCUUCGAAAAGCGUGGUGUCCUCUGCACUGCCCAAAAAGUCGGAACUUUUAGAGAGCUCCUCCUACUUGGGCGGUAGGUCGUAUAGAAAUUUCAUCAAUAGGAAUAUAUUCUGCAACCAGGCAGAGAGCAUUACUAGAAAAAUAUUCGCUGAUGUUGAAGAUAGAACGAAUAAAUCAUCGAGCACAAGCGUAUUUAGAAAAAAAGCGCCCAGCCUGAGACACUAUCAACUUCCUUCUAUAGCUUCGGGUCAAGAGACAGAAAUUAGAAUUACAGAAGGCUCCCUUGGUGUUACUGCAACUAAUUUAGAAGAAGAUACUGAGAAAUUCGUUAAGAACACAUUUCCUGAAACUAGUUCGUUCAUCAAAAGAACCAGCUGUUGCGCCUGUCAAGAGAAGUGGAGACUUUCUUUGCCUACUCCAAAAAUUCCAAACUACCCUAGACCUGGGCUUCCACUGCAAAUCUACGAGGACCCUUACAAAAUAAGCCAUAUGAACAGAAUUUCGUCAAUGAUAAGUGAAGAACUACACAGGCUCGACUCUUACGAAACUAGGUAUUCCCUUGACAAUGUGAAUAUCAGGAUAAAAUCUGAUCGAAAUUCAACUACAUCCGCAACGCCUGAAAAUGAGAUUUCUACAAUUGCAGAUUCUGUAGAAAUCAGUCCUUACGACUUGGCUAGAGUAAGUCAUGAAAUAGCAGAUAAAGAAACCGACAAAAAGUUGAAUGCUUUUUUGAAAGAAACCAUUUGAUAUGAUUCUCAUUGUACCAAACAAUUUAUUUUGAACAACUCACUUAUUCAGCACAUAUAUCAUUUUAAAAUGUCCAAAUAAAAAUAAUAAAUAACCUUCCAAUCCCA
Messenger RNA from Harmonia axyridis, 2082 nucleotides. RefSeq lists its product as uncharacterized. Bases 158 to 1975 code for a protein of 605 amino acids. The record is from RefSeq and is a predicted model, not a curated record. NCBI's taxonomy places the organism in Eukaryota, Metazoa, Arthropoda, Insecta, Coleoptera, Coccinellidae. The transcript is spliced from 6 exons.